This is a messenger RNA of Tachyglossus aculeatus (Australian echidna), 1470 nucleotides long. RefSeq names its product actin beta like 2 (gene ACTBL2). Gene Ontology annotation, cellular component: synapse; cytoplasm; membrane. Lineage: Eukaryota; Metazoa; Chordata; Mammalia; Monotremata; Tachyglossidae. Gene Ontology annotation, molecular function: nucleosomal DNA binding; protein kinase binding. The record is from RefSeq and is a predicted model, not a curated record. Gene Ontology annotation, biological process: cell motility; axonogenesis.
AUGACUGCCAGCUCUAUUGCCGUGCCUUCUCUCAUAUCAAGUGCCCAGAGAGCACAGAACAUCAACAUUAAAGAAAAAGAAAUUACCAGGGAGUUUUGGAAGCCAGGGGGUUGGAAGGGAUUUGAGGAAUGUCUCAUCCUCGACUCCACCCCAAAACCAGAAAUUGGUGGCAGCCCAACUCCUCCCCGCCGCCUCUGGCUUCCCUGGCCUCUGAUAGCAGGCUCAGGGGGCCUUUCAAGGUGGCCAUCCACACAACUUCUCUCAGGUAGGACCCAGACCGGCUCGCCCUCAGUGCCCCCAUCUCGGGCUCUGACCAGCGCCGAGGUGACCACCCUGGUGGUGGACAAUGGGUCAGGGGUGUGCAAGGCCGGCUUCGGGGGUGAUGCCAUCCCAUGGGCCAUAUUCCCAUCCCUCGUGGGGCGGAUGGCAGCAGGGGUGCUGGUGGACAUGGGCCAGAGGGACAGCUAGGUGGGCGAUGAGGCUCAGAGAAAGCAUGGCAUCCUACGCCUCCUCUGCCCCAUCAAGCAUGGCAUGGUGACCAGCUGGGGUGACAUGGAGGCCCUGUGGCACCACACCUUCUACAACAAGUUGUGGACGGCACCCGAGGACCACCCGGUCCUGCUGUCCGAGGCCGUCCGCAACCGCAAGAAGAUGGCGCAGGUCAUGUUUGAGGCCUUUGGCGUGCCCACCCUGUACGUGGCCAUCCAGGCCAUGCUCGCCCUUUAUGCUUCUGGUCGUACCACGGGGAUCGUGCUGAACUCUGGCGAUGGUGUCACCCAUGCAGUGCCUAUCUACGAGGGCUACGCACUGCCCCACACCAUGCUGUGGCUGGACCUGGCGAGACUCAGCCUGACCGAUCACCUUGCCCAGCUACUGACCGAGCAGGGCCAGAGCUUCGCCACCUCAGCCGAGAAAGAAAUCUUGCAUGAUGUCAAGGAGAAGCUGUGCUACGUGGCCCUGGACUUCGAGCGGGAGUUGGCAGGCAGCGGGGCCGGCCCCAGGGCGCCUCUGGAACACAGCUACAAGCUCCCAGAUGGGCGGCUCAUCACCGUGGGCAGUGAGCACUUCCGCUGCCCAGAAGCCAUCUUCCAGCUGGCCUUGCUGGACCUCGAGUGCAGCGACCUCCACAAGACCCCCUUCGGCUCCAUCGUGAAGUGUGACGUGGACCUCAGGGUCCUCUAUGCCAACACUGUGCUGCCUGGUGGCAGCACCCUGUAUCCAGGCCUCGCGGGUCAACUGAACAAGGAGUUGGCCGCCCUGGCCCCCGGCACCAUGAAAAUCCAGAUCAUCGCCCCUCCGGAAUGCAAGUAUUCCGUCUGGAUCGAAGGGUCCAUCCUGGCCUCUUUGUCCACCUUCCAGCAGAUGUGGAUCAGCAGGCAGGAGGAUGACGAGGUGGGUCCCCCCCCCAUCGUCCACAGGAAAUGCUUCCAAAGGCCAUCGUUGCACUUCCCAUGUGGCUCGGGCAUUUAG